This is a messenger RNA of Rhodamnia argentea, 1941 nucleotides long. RefSeq names its product amino acid permease 6. The transcript is spliced from 8 exons. The record is from RefSeq and is a predicted model, not a curated record. Lineage: Eukaryota; Viridiplantae; Streptophyta; Magnoliopsida; Myrtales; Myrtaceae. Gene Ontology annotation, cellular component: plasma membrane. Bases 288 to 1742 code for a protein of 484 amino acids.
CCAAGUCCCAUCUCCCCCCAUAGGGAAGGUCAGUAAGUUUCCCCCCCAACAUUGAGCGCACGAGAGAGAGAGUUUCUGAUUCCUCCAAGGGCCAGACGGCAACUUCAAAUAGGUUUUGAUGGAGGAUGGAGCAAGCCCGCGUAUGAAGCACGGACUAAUGGUUUAACAAUCGGCACCAUCAAAAGUGGAAGGAGAGAAAGAGAAAGAGAGAGGAGGAGACGACCCAAAUUCAAUUCAGAGUCCAACCUUCCAAGUUUGUCAACUCUAUACCCUCUCGGAGAGAGGAGAUGGAGAGAGAGACGAUGCCAAAGAGCAGCUUUCGGGUGGAGCAAGAUCCUGAAGCUUUUCGAAGCGGUGGCGUUCGGAAGAACCUGGACGAUGAUGGCAGAGCCAAGCGAACCGGUACGGUGGUCACGGCGAGCUCGCAUAUAAUAACGGCGGUGAUCGGGUCCGGAGUGCUGUCGUUGGCGUGGGCCAUCGCGCAGCUGGGGUGGGUGGCGGGGCCGGCGGUCCUCAUGGCCUUCUCCUUCAUCACCUACUUCACCUCCACCCUCCUCGCCGACUCGUACCGGUCGCCGGACCCCGUCACCGGGAAGAGGAACUACACUUACAUGGACGUCGUGAGAGCCCACUUAGGAGGUAGAAAGGUUCAGCUAUGUGGGUUGGCUCAAUAUGGGAACCUCGUCGGCGUCACAAUUGGCUACACCAUCACCGCAUCUAUCAGCAUGGUGGCGGUGAAGAGGUCGAACUGCUUCCACAGAAACGGGCACCACGCGAAGUGCCUAACAUCGAACUAUCCCUUCAUGACCAUAUUCGCGUGCAUCCAGAUCGUCCUCAGCCAAAUCCCGAACUUCCACAAGCUCUCUUGGCUCUCCAUUGUCGCCGCCGUCAUGUCCUUCGCUUACUCCUCCAUCGGCGUCGGGCUCUCCAUCGCCAAAGUCACAGGUGGGGGAGAUCACGUGCGGACGACCCUGACGGGGACGACGGUGGGAGUGGACGUGUCGGGAUCGGACAAGGUGUGGAGAGUCUUCCAAGCCGUCGGCAACAUCGCUUUCGCCUACGCUUACUCCACCAUCCUCGUCGAGAUCCAGGACACAUUGAAAUCAAUCCCGCCGGAGAAUGAAGUCAUGAAAAGGGCUUCGCUAGUCGGCAUCAUGACUACAACUUUGUUCUAUGUGCUCUGCGGCUGCAUUGGUUACGCGGCCUUCGGAAACGCUGCACCGGGGAAUUUCCUCACCGGCUUCGGAUUCUAUGAGCCGUUCUGGCUCAUCGACUUCGCUAAUGUCUGCAUCGCAGUCCAUUUGAUCGGUGCUUACCAGGUCUUUUGUCAGCCCCUCUUCGGAUUCGUCGAGAACUGGUGCUCCAAGCGCUGGCCUAACAACACUGUCAUAACGAGGGAAAUUCCGGUCGACAUCCCCGGCUCCGGCGUCUACCACAUCAAUCUCUUCAGGCUUGUAUGGAGGACCGCGUACGUCAUCGUCACCACGGUCAUAGCCAUGAUAUUCCCAUUCUUCAACGACUUCCUGGGGCUGAUCGGAGCCGCCUCGUUCUGGCCGCUGACCGUCUACUUCCCGGUGGAGAUGUACAUAGCGCGGUCGAAGAUGCACAAGUUCUCCUUCACGUGGACGUGGCUGAAGAUACUGAGCUGGGCUUGCCUGGUCGUGUCGCUCGUCGCGGCUGCCGGUUCAGUCCAGGGACUGAUCCAAGAUCUCAAGACCUACAAGCCCUUCAAGACACAGUAAGAGUAGCACAAAGCCCUAAUGCCCCAUUACCUAGUUGGAAGCAAAAUAUUGUUGUGAAAAGCUCUUCGACCGGGCAAAUGGUUCAAAUGAGUGUAAGCUGGUGCAACAUAAGUUGCUGAGAAUAAACAUUUUCCAUAUAAGGACUGGGAAGAUAGCUCAUGCUAGCGAGGUUAAUUUACUUGCUAAGUAUUUUUGGAAA